Rhodofomes roseus is the source of this 944-nucleotide messenger RNA. RefSeq lists its product as uncharacterized. The record is from RefSeq and is a predicted model, not a curated record. NCBI's taxonomy places the organism in Eukaryota, Fungi, Basidiomycota, Agaricomycetes, Polyporales, Fomitopsidaceae. Bases 285 to 725 code for a protein of 146 amino acids. The transcript has 4 exons.
GUCGAGCCGAUUGCCCUCACUUCAAAAUCAACUCCACUAGGGCGUUCUGUGGGCGCUGAGUUCUGGCUGGGACUGUCGUCUACUUCUAUGAUCGACUCCUGGUUGUGGACCCAGAAAGCAGAUGCAUUUGGCUCCACAAGAGGAUAGGCCCCUUCAUCACAACUGUCUACGUUGCUCUCCAUACUUCUCUGCUACUUAAUGUCGUCGAUCCCCCACACAUGCCAGGCGAAACAAGCCCGGGCCACUAGCGCACUAUCGAGGCGCUAACUCGCUAGACUUCUUCGAUGAUGCUAUGUCAUCACGGUGCUCUCUUGCGCCUCACUUUGCUUCUAAUACCCAAUCCGAGGAGUCCCCAUCCGCUCGCGUGUCUGCAUCCUGACCGCAGAAGCCCUCACGCUCCGGACGACUCUCCAGCGUACGCUCGGCCUCAAGCGGCUCGCUCGCACCUCGGGCGUCGAGCUCUCGCCCGUGACGCUCCUAUUACGCGAUGCGGCGAGCGUCCUCCCCCCCAUUUGCAAAUAUACGACCGCACCCGGAUCGUCGCCUGCUGUGAUUGCGAUCGCGUUCGUAGGCACCCGCACCGACCGGCGACCGAGGAUCGUCGUCGCCAAAUCCGGACACGGACGCUUUCCGCGGCACCCGCACCCGCACCCCAGGCACACUCUAUUUCCUACACCACCGUACCCGGCAUCGCAGUCCCAGUUCUGCAUCGCGGACCGUGUUGACGUCGUCGCCUUCGCCUUCGCCUUCCCCGCCCUCGAUCGAUCGACCCCGCCCGAAACGGCCCCGGCCCCGGCGCGUCGCUUCGCGAAGCGUGAUCCUCCUCGCAAACGUAGUAACCAGUACAGCCGCCGUCGUGCUCCCUCCGAGAAGUCGCCCUCGACGCCUACAUCCCUAGCACCCUCCUCUCUUCGUCCUCCCUCGCAGUCAAUUUCCCGUGUACU